GGCGUGGGGUCGUCUUCACAUCAGGUCAACACGCAGUUCGAUGCGGAUGCAGCGGGCGCGCUACUAGAAGCGGCAUUUGAAGGAAGCCGUCGCGCGCACAGCGGCUAUCGACGCUUGCUAGCUGAGAUGGCUUCGACACUCUUUUACUACUACGCGUGCGUGCAUGUCUCUCUCAACUACGCGACAUUGCAGCGCAACCCAGUGAAUCUGGAACACGCAAUUUCAAAGCGCAUCCUCUAUUGGGCGAAACAGACUGUAGCAAAGAAGGCACGCACAGAGGAGACGGACGAUGGCGUUACAAGUGCUAAGUGCCUGGUAACGGUAAUGCUGGGGAGUGCGCUUCGGCUAGUGGCGUCACGCCAUCAGCUUUGCGCCGUUGCGGCCACGGAGUCGGCCUGUUCAGGUAAUUAUCCAAUCCUUCGACUGAAAUCAGCUCAAUAGUAGCGCGCGAGCGACCUUUAAGGCAGACGCUGAAAUCCAAGGCGCUAUAAUGCCGCGCCUGGGUGAAAAUGCAAAGGGUGCCGCGUCACUGGUGCAACCGCCAGCGCGCGGCCGCGUCUCGGAAAUCGCGGAGGCGGUGGGGCUCGGCAGGCCGCGUGAUGUUCGAGCCUGGAUGACGAGGGGCCUUGUCCUCGGGCUGUCGGAGCUGGGUCGGGAGGUGGAGAGAGCUGCGGGCGUGUGCCAUAGAGCCACGGCAGGCCCCGAGCUACUGGACUGGUGCGGACUCUGUAGCCGCUCGGAACCUAGCGCGAGUCCCGCGCCAGCGCGUCCGGGAGCAGCAGCCGAGCCCCGGCGCCCCACUAAGUUCAUGGCUUUCCAACAAGGCCGACGCUGCUCGUGUCCCUCAAGAAGUCGGCUGCUCAGCUGACGCGUUUGGCUCUGGGCGCACUGCCUACGCCCUCAGGGGUACCUACGUCGACACCUUCAGGCCUCGCGUUUUUUACUAUUGACGGGCAUGCUUUUGCUCGCAUUCGAUCGCUUCGAGGCGACAAGGGUGCUCCGGAGGGGCUUUGUGGUAGGCUAUUUGCACUGCAUUGAGAUAGCAAUGGAACAGAGCUGGCCUCUCUUCUCUGUUCAGCGUGAUCACUUUGCAGCCCCCUAACAUUUUGGGCCAGCGUCUGGAGUAACAAGCGCAGGCGCGACGCCCAGCAUGUGGCCCCUCGGGCCGGCGAUGUGAGGCGCUUCGCCUCUAAGUAAUUCGCGGUUGGUCGCUCAUUGCGUUUCCAAGUCCAGCAUGUAGACCGCCAGACAAUUUGGCUUCGCGGUUCAGUGGGUUAGCUGCUGCACUGGUCUGACUUCAGGACCCCGCCGGACUCCGCGUGGAGGAUACCGCCCAGGACCCCGCGGCCGGACUCCGAGUGGAGGAUACCGCCCAGGACCCCGCGGCCGGACUCCGCGUGGAGGAUAUCGCCCAAGAUCGCAAAUCCGUCCGUUUCGUCGCGCGCGGCGCGGCGCAUGGAACUCGCAUGGUGUUGCUACCGAGUGAAGCCGCGCACGAUGGAGGUAGAAGGCGUGCCUUGAGUCUAGUCUGGUGCCCUAACCGUUGCACCAGAUCAGCCGCCGCAACUCCCCUUCUCGCCCACACCUGGCCAAAUAUGCAAAACCGUCGCCACGAUCUGGAGACCUUGGGGCGCGCCUAUUGUGUGGGUUCGAAUCUCGGAGGAGGCAAAUUCUGCAACAUAGGGAGCGUUAUGGAGCUUGGCCCUCGAGGUUGUAGCUUACAAAAGAGCGGCCAUCUGCUCACAUGCAGCGGGGUGAGGUGGGCUAGUCGUCAGCGUGUCGGACAAAGAGGAAGAGCUGGCGCCGGCUCGCGCGUUCGGUGGGGCAACGACACCGGGCGGCGCCGUCGUCUUGUCCGCUGCUUCCCCAAGGUAUGAGAGAGCAGGCGGGACUCUUCCCUAAGGCUUUUCUUGGCUGCGUCUUUUCUUGGCUUUGCCUGCUGCUUCGUAGUGUCAGCGUGGGCGGCCGUAUCUGGAGCAACAAAUAACGGCAACGCGGUGCGGGGAGUGUUUGCGCUUCGCUCUCGGCUCUCACUCUCGGCUCUCACUCUCGGGGAGUGGACUCUGCAGGCCUCGGGGCUGGUUGGUUCGUUCCCAUUGAGGAGCUUCAAACCGACGAAGAAAGCGAGGACGGCGGCAAGGGGUUCCGACCGGGGUCGGCUUGCCUGCAGCUUGUGGGUGGCCUCCUCGAGGGCUCUGGCGCGGAGGUGAGGUGGGCCAGCGCCAGGAUAGAGGCCCCCGAACUCCCUUCGCCUGAAGUCGGACCAGAUUGAUAGGUAGCGCCUGCGCUUGGUUUUGCGCUCGCGUAUGCGUCGCUUUUGGGGGUGUGAGUGAUGCGCUGCGCCCUGCUCUGGGUGCGAGCGUUGCUUUUGUGAGUGCGUUACGUAGCCUUCUCGAGUAUGGUGGCGCGCCGCUUUGCUUUUGUGAGUGCAUUAGCCUGCCCGAGUGCGUUUGUGUGUUUUGUUGUUGUGAUUAUGGUGCUCACCCUUUAUCGGGGCAGCGCCUGCCUGCCGUUUCGCCUUUGGCGCUUUUAUUCUUUCAUUCGAACGCGGGAGAAGGGUGGGGGCAGCUGCGUAGGCUUGGCGCUGACGCUGCUAGCAUGCUCCCGGAAGCUCAAGGCACUGGCGCCGCCCGCUGAGGGCAUGAGCUUGGGGCUUUUGUUCAUUUCGUUGGUGAUUUCGAUAAGCUUGUGGGGCUCUCUCUGCCAUGCUGUCCCAGGGUGGUCGGUGUGAAGUUGACGGCCGGCAGCCUGUUCGACGAGUAUCGAGGCAGCGGCACAGCCGUCGGCAAGCCACAAAAGCCUGGGGGGCGUUAUCUGGUUACAGCUGGGUGAUUCUGAGCGGGUCGGGCUCGUUCUUUGGUCUCUUGCAUGCAGGGCCGCGCUUGUGUGGCUUGGGCUUUUUGGUUUCCUUUGUCAGUCUUUCUAUCCUCGCAUUGCUCUCUUUUUCUUGUAAUGAGUUUCAUCCACACACACAUUUUUGACUGGCGGAGGCUGUGCUUGGUAACUAUGCCGAAGAUGUGCGCGCGAUGGUCUUGCUGGUGUGUUUUUUUAUUGAGGCUGAGGGAGCCACUCACACCUUUGAGCAUGAACAAGCGGCGAAGCCUUCGUGUGCUUGCUUACUACUCGGUGGGGGGUGAUCGUUUGAAAUCUGCCACGCAAAAAGAAACUUCAACUUGUUUAAUUUUGGCUUUCCAUAUUUAGAGCGCGCCAUUCUUACCUACAAGUAUGUAGACCGCCUAGCUCCUACUAUUACAAAAACUUAAAGGUGGUUCCUCUGCGACUUCUACGCCAGUCACGCAGGGGCACUUCCUUCCAGCCGCUGCUUAUGGCACUCUCGUUGAAGCCUUCGUGCAUUGCUUGUUGAAGGUCGCUAAAGAAACAUCAGAGCCCAUUCGAAGCUACAUGCUUCACGGCAUCGCAGUGGCCAUGUGCGCUUGUGGGUGGUCCUACUUUCCGCACCUGAAGGACACGCUUCGUCUUAAGGCACAACUACUAUUGACUCAUUACAUAAUGUAAUUCAUAUCCAUCAAAUGCAUGCAUUGGGCUCCAUGCAAUGAAUGGAGUCCAAGGUUGUAAUUUAUUGGACUCGACCGACCUUGUCUUGAGAGGCAUCUUGAAAACCGAAAGAUUUCCUGUAUAAUAGGGAGAAAGUGGCCUCAAGUGAGAUGUCUCUACUACCUGACAUCGAUCCUCGUAAGCUCACUCUAAUCGUAUCUCAGCAGCGCAUCUUUUAGCCGACACAUUUGACAACCCUCAGAUUGCCUGCGCGCUUGCGCAUAUACUCCAGGCUGCUUGCGGAACGGUUGUAGAUCCACAUUGUGGUAUUGAAAACGCGAACUCAUCCUGUUCUAGGAGUAACUCCAAGAACAGCUUUAUUAAGGGUAGGCUAGUAAAGGUGUUCCUGUUACCGUUUGUUAUGUUUGCUUUCUCUGCGCCCACCUAAAAUGGUGCGUCGAACACUUCGAAAAAUUUGUAAUUGUAAUAAUUGUAAGGGGGACAUGCAUAACAAACGGGAUAAACCAACGAACACCAAAAGCCUACGCCUAACUUUCCCUCUACAACUACCACUAGUAGUGCCCCUAUCUUCAAGAACAUGCUAAAUUAAGGCGCAAUACAAUUCAUUUCCAAGGGUCACUUUCUUCGGUUUCCUUCUUAGGAGUCUGAAGAAAUGAAGGCAAGAAAUGAAUUACAAUUAUGGUGUGAGCUCUAACUACAUAAGGACUUGGGACACCGAGUGAGUAUCAUCUGGAUAGAUCUGGUUUCACAGGCUGCGACUCCCUGGCUUCUGCUGUGCCGGUCUACAGGCUACGAAGUUUCGUUGCUUAGUCUCCUACUCGUUUUAGAAAGUUCCACACUACUCAAUACAGAGUACAACAACGUCAACAACUCUACUGGUCUCAUGAGAACUACGACAACUACUACGGAGAACAAGACUGCAAUAAAGCACAACUCUUCUGAGGCGCUAAGAACUACGACCAGCAGCACUACUACUGAGAACAAAACUGCAAUAACUUCGUGGCCGUUAUGGCAGCUCUGCAGUGGCUUAUUUUGCGAAACUGCUUUGGAACCAGGAGGCAUUCUUUCAGCAGCCGCUGCGCCGCAGAAAACCACAGAAGCAAAUCUUGUGUCAUUGUUUUCAGGAAGUGGGGAUCUAUCUUCGGCAUCCGGAGGCACAGCGGCCUCUACCUCACAACUCUACGGUCGCGCCGUACGACAAGCAGCCUUACGGACGCUUGCGCCACACUUACUCGCGGUCUUUACUAGUCCUCGUACAACGGGGACGAGGACUUCAACUACUUCUGUUGGAGUUGGAGGGACUUCCGAUGCAGUAUCACUCACAGAUCUGUCCGAGGAACUAGACGCUACUGUGCGAGCCCUCGUGCGAAGUUAUCAGAUAAACAGCGGAGGAGCAGGCGCAAAAAUUGAGGAAGAGCUUCUAGACUCAUUGGUUUCCAUCACGUGCAGUACUGCAACUAACAGCGGAGGCGAUUCUUCAUCAUCACCACCAUCUUCAAGUCCUUUUGUAGUGAAAGAAGACCAUGUAGACAGGUGGAUCGACCGGGUGCAUCAAGUAGUGCUUGGGCAAAGUCGAAAACGAAGACUGCGAAGACCAGUUGAAAGGAUCAAAGGAUCAAAGACCCCGAUUUCGGGAGAGCCAGAUUUAAGGCUAAGCAUCUUCCCUGUUGAUCUCAUCUCCUUCGUAAGUAGGCUCAUCAUGAGGAGUCACUUCAUUUGUAGUUUGACAUCAACCUCCUUCCAUAUUAUUUUUAGUACUUGAAAAUCCCAACUGAUGGAUUUUAUCCAAAGCUGAUCUUUAUCUCAUGAACCGUAUUUUGCUGCCCCUAUAUCUUCGAAGGGUUUUGUGAGAAGGCGUUGUGCCCUGCGUAGUGGGACAAGGGAAUCAUUUUUGUAGUACGCCUACUUAGAGAUAAUUAAGAGAACAGGAUGUACUUAGUCAUGACGGGGAUUACUAGAGUAAGUAAGUUGUAUGCCUGCUUAGAUAUCGAAUAGACGUCCUCUAAUUCCUAGCGGGCUCCAGUCUGGUCAAGGAGACGCUGGCAAGAAGGACCACGAUGACCUGGGCGAGAACGAUUCUGAGAGUAUCGUCAAGCAAUCAGGUGCACUAGGCAGAGACACUGGGGAUGCGUUCGUGUCACCUCCAUUUUUACCGGAAAGCCAGCAUUUCGAUGUGAAAUUGAAGUGUCUUUUUCUCAAAUUUUUCCGAAAAAUUCUCAAUGACAACUUCAAUUCUUUCCUGCUCGCGGCAAGCAGCUCUUCACGGGGAGGAGCAACAACUUCUACUUCAUCAAUCUCUGCCACUCCUUUAUCCAACUACUACAUGUUUGAGUACGUUCCUUUCCUUGAGACCACUUCUAGCAUCAAUACAACUACUUCUAUUAAGGGUUUCCGAAUUACAUCCCUCACUACCAUCCUUGGCUCCUUUUCAAGGGGGAAAUGGGUCAAGGAUGUUCUGAAGAAUGCAAUUCGGAAACCUCUACUUCUCGCAACAUCACAAGACCGGUAACCGAAGUCGGGUCUGGACUUCUAAAAGAGUUCGCUAGUCUCUGGCUGACCCGGUGCGACUCUCUAGUGAGUUUAGUGUGCAAGUCCAUAGCGGAAGCCGAGAGUAUGCCGAGUUUGAUGACCGAGGCCUUGCUGUGUCUCCUCUCUGUCAUACGCUUGUUCGGCUGCUCAACAGAUGCGGAUCUAGAGCGGAGCAAGCUUUGUGCCUUGUCUCCAAAGGCUCACCAGGAAGAAGACGAUGGAGAAAUUCUAGUUAUGAACAUCUGGGUUACGACCUUAUAUAUGAUAUAUUUAUAGUUAAUAAAUAUGAAGGGAAGAAGAUUCACUUCUUUUUAUACAACAACUUUUUUUUACAACAAGUUACUUAGUUUUACAUGCAAAGUAGAGCAGGAGUUUCACCAACACAGCAUUUCAGGAUUUACUCAACUUUUUACAACAAGUUAGUUUUACAUGCAAAUAAGAGCAGGAGUUUCACCAACACAGCAUUUCAGGAUUUACUUAAAUAAAGUUUGUCACUUCUUUUUCUUUUGAACGACAGCAUUCAGAAUCCACAGCCGUUCCUUCCUUGCUUCUUCUAAUCCCGUCAACGCAGAGGAUGAGGAACCAGUGUUACUGCAGUUCGAGGCACAGAUUGGCAACUGCGUUCGUCGUGUUUUCCGCUCUCUAGCUGCUGAGACGAAGGGAGGCACUACCUCCAAAUAUCUUUCUUGUCCUCGCAACUUGUAUCUCAUCUCGGUGAUUCAGCACGACAUCGUGCGAACGAAAAUAACGUCUUCGCCAGAGAAAGCACUCCAGAACCUCGCAGCUGGGGUGCUCUCUGCGCCGAGUGCGCUUCUCUACGAGAAGGUAGCUGUGACGUCGUAUCUCUUGCGACUUCGCCUUCUCGCUUCUUGUGUACUGGACAUGGGGGAAGAGAUGGGGAGCGCUCUACGCUCCCUGAGCAGUAGCACGGGAGAUGGGGUGAAGCUGAGCGACGUGCUUCUGACAGCCUUACAAGACUGCUGCACUGGGCUCAGCCAAGUCGUGCCUGGCAAAGGAGGGAAAAAGUCUGAUUAUGAAGAGUGUUCAGUGAGUACCUGUGUAUCGAUUCAUUCAGAUGACACGCAAAUUAAUUAUAGAGACUCAGUAAUUGUAAUUACCACUAUCAGGAGGUGACAUAAACAAGAACAUCAGCAGCUUAUUGAUUAAAAAGCGAGCGAUAUCUUGCUUCAAACAAGAAUCAAAGUUUUUCUUUCCCCUUCAUCUUCCCGAAGCUGCAAUGACAGAGGCAGCUGACCAGUCUGGAGGACUUUCUCGGACUUCUCUAGUACCACUCGCGCCGGUCCAGGAUCUUCGGUGUCUCGAGCCUGUCUUCGCAUUUGUGUAUGCCGAUCUACUACGCUUAGCGUAUUCCAAGGAUGCUAGGCUGUUUGCCGGUACUAAAGAUAACACUUCAAAGGCACAAGAGGACUUGAAGGGAGUAGUAUCGGGAAUCCUAGCUGUUCGAUUGCGGGGAUGGAAUCAUGAAGAGGGGUCUAGUAAUAUUGCUGCUGAAGCGGAAGCUCUGCUGCCUGUGUUGUCUCAGUUACUACUCGCAGGGGAAGAAGCAAAUGAAACUGCAGGAGGCAAAGAGGAGGUGGACCAGCAAACGCGACAUCUUGCUUGGGCGAUGUUUGCACACAUUUUGAGGCACAUCUUUGCAGGACAAGAGGACGCAUCAAGUACCAGUCCCGUCGUCUCAACAUCUACAACAUCUAUUUCGCCGCAACUCAGAUACAACACCCUUGAGCUCGCAAGUAAGCUACUAGCUGGUGCAAUAAAUGAAGCGAUCAUUGCUGAGCGUAUUGGAGAGAACAAGGAGACUGAAAGAUAUGUCAAAUCCUUGAAAUCGCAAUUCUUUGCCGCCGCUCAGAUGGAACUAGUCAACUUGUUUUCAAGUUCUGCUAGCAAUGUUGCAUCCCUAGGAGUAGGAGCCAAAGCAGCUUCGAGUAGUGAUGAUAAAACCAGCGCAGCAGAAAUUGCACUGGCAGUAUUGCAACAAGUACUCGUUUCGGAAGAUCUGCUAGGAGGUGUAGAUGGAGACGGAGACGCAGAUGGAGAUGCGCCUGAUGUUGUUGAAGCUGAAACUAGUGGCUCACCAAACAAGAAGACGACGAAAGUGAGCCAGGUCCUCAACAGUACGCUUACAUACAUUCUCAGUGCGGAGUCAGCGCCAGUCGUCUUGCGAUGGUGGAGAGCGUUCUUGCAGAGUGUGAGGGCAUUGUCUUCAGCUAGUGUGAGUUUACGUCGCAAUUUCCUGGUAGAGCAGUGGGCUAUCGGGAUCCUCGAUGUUGUGCGGAGAAAAAUCGACGGCAACAACUCAAACAUUGUAUACUUCGUGUUACUUCUAGUACCGUUGUUGCAAGACGAGGAAUUAUUCCCUGACAUGGCAGCAGAAAGUACCUUUCUUGCCUCAUUAAUGGGCAUUUUCCGCGAGCUACUUGCAUUGGAACAAACUUCGCGUCGAGGUGACAAGAAAAGCGGCAGUAGAGCAGAAGAUCUUCCACCUACCUCGGCCUCCUCAUCUUCAACAUCAACACCCGCAGCUCUUCCUGCCUUACAAGCUCUUUUACGUCAACCUAAGCUAAGCCCGAUACUGCUUCCUGUACUUUUUGAGGCGCUGGCUGGUUCAGAGGAUGCGUCGGACCAGGUGUUGUUUUGGACACUAGUCCCACAAGCGAUCGAUAUCGUGGCGCAAAGGCAGGCGCUCGCAGCACUCUUAUUACAGCUCGCUAGCACUUGCCUCUUGCAUCAAUCAUGUGGUUCUUGUACCAAGAAUAGCACGGAAGAAGGUGCAACGGGGUGCAACGAGGUUCCAUUAGUCGAGGGUUGUGUCCUCGGCAUCGCACGAGCAAACGCAGCAGUGUUUAAGAGUGUGCUAACCGCACUACCAGCAGCACAGCGAGACGCACUUCAGCAAGGACUGAGGCGGCAAGUCGCUGCAGGAGGCUAAUUCUUCUCCAUCUUCGUAAAUCAUCUACUCUAUGUCCUCAGUCACAAAAUCACAAGCCAACGUCUUAUGUCAAUCAAUCACACUAUCAAGUAAAGGUAAGCAACUACUUCUUGUUAGCAAACAAAAUAGUAGCAACUACAAGAGUCAAAGUAGCUCUAGUCUGAGUCAUGAAGAAUCAAAUAGCAAUCGAACAAGCUGCUGCCAUUGUCAAUGUCAAAACUGUGAAUCGAAAUGUACGCCCAUUUCCUACAAAAUACCAUCUAUGGUGUAUAAACUACUAUAUCACUACCAUCUUCUGAUGACAGUGGCACAGCAAGGCAAUGACCGCUGUUGCCACUCUGGUGGCCUAACCACAGAAGAUUCCAUUUGUUUAUGUUUAGUCGGAAUCUUCUAGGUGAAAUGUCACCAACCCAAAGAAAGCACACUUUACUAAAGCUGAUGCUCCAAAGAAAUGACAAAUUCAUAGAUUUUUUCACCAAGAUGAAGGGCAACUACACGGUUGUCGCAGGAAUACGACAAGCCGGACCCGGAG
Messenger RNA from Amoebophrya sp. A25, 9527 nucleotides. The record is from the annotation of a GenBank genome assembly. Lineage: Eukaryota; Dinophyceae; Syndiniales; Amoebophryaceae.